UGUGAUUACCAACAUCAAUGGCUAUCAAUAUCUCUCUUUAUAUCUACUAACAGCAUCAGAGUCUAGAAAAUUCUUUAAUCUAAAAGCACUCCAUCUUGAGCUGAAGAUCAUAUAUUCUCUUGUUUUAGGCUAUCCGUUUAAUCGUUUAUUAUCCAUCAUAUAUAGCUCUCAGUCGCGCGGUUUUGAGGAAUUAUAGCCUUUUGCUUUGCUAGAUCAAUCCUAACAUUAUAUCAUUUUGAAUUUCAAAUUUAAGGUUCUGAAAUUUGAUAGUUUUAUGGGCAGUAAAAGCAUAGGUUAGAUUCUUUCUUUAAAAAAAAAGGAAAUUGACAAAAAAAUCCUCUUCGACGAUGACGUAAAAACCUAACACUAUUGUUUGUCGGCGUGACUCUAWAAGCAAAUAUUUUCCGGUAUUUUAACACUAUUCACUUUGCUGACGAUUAUAAUAAGUUAGUACCGAACUAACAGACAUAAUAAGCCUUYAUUUUCAGCAAGAAAUCUUCUGUACCAGUCGAUAAAGUCAUUUUCUAGAAUCAUUGGUCACCAUGAUCCAAGCUGUUAGUGAUACGUGUUCUGUGAGAUGGACRAAGGUCAACCAUAAAGUUUAUAAAUUUCAAUCGUUGGUCUUCCACGAAGAUAAAAAUCAAAUCGAAGUGAAGUCUGUCAAUACAGCAGCUCUUACUUCACGAUCUGUAAACAACACGGAGAACAACAAAGAGAGACAAAUAAAUCAAGUCAAACAGAUUACAAACCAAAAAGAAUAUACAAGUACAUGCCCACGUGAAUCAAAGAUYACUGGUCCAAUCCAAUGGAAAGAGGUUUAUGGAGAAUACCUUGGAAAGGAACCUGUUYCAGAAUUCGAAAUUGUACAAGGAUCACCGAAGGUGACCCGAAAGUCUACCGAAAAUCCCGCGAAAAUUACCCGAAAAUCCUCCGAGAGUCCUUUGCUCAGACAGCGUAAGGAUAUACGAGAAAUGCAAAUGGAUAAGGAAAUUAUAGCGAAGAAAGAUCAGAGACGAGUACAUUUUGAAGAUGAAGUAAGGGUUAAAUGUGAAGAUGAAGAUGGCGCGUUUGAACAGCCAAGAAAGAAUUGUCUUCGAGAUUGUUCGUUAUGUCGUUCCAUCCACCCCAGGGUAAACUCUCCUCCUUACCAGGCCCUGGUAGAAACAUCGGUAUGUUAUUAUAUACAUGUUUACUAUACACGUGGGCAUUCCCUUGUGUAUGAUGACCUUAUAGCUGGUAGAAACAUCGGUCCGAACCCUUUGAAGUUAAGUAGAUACUCGAAACUUCAAAGAAGAAAUACCUAG
Molecule: messenger RNA, 1304 nt
Organism: Actinia tenebrosa (Australian red waratah sea anemone)
Lineage: Eukaryota; Metazoa; Cnidaria; Anthozoa; Actiniaria; Actiniidae
Source: RefSeq, a predicted model, not a curated record